Messenger RNA from Camelina sativa (false flax), 2774 nucleotides. RefSeq lists its product as uncharacterized. Lineage: Eukaryota; Viridiplantae; Streptophyta; Magnoliopsida; Brassicales; Brassicaceae. The record is from RefSeq and is a predicted model, not a curated record.
UUAAGAUAAUAAGACAAGAAGCUUUCUCUGUCUCCCUCCAUUUCUACUCAGUACAGCAAGAAGCCACUCUUCUUUUCCAAAAUUUCUCAGUCUACAAAGUAAAGUUUACAUUGUCUCUUCAAAAAUCUUAUUUUUCUUCUCGGAUAAGCUCAAAGAGGCUUGGAUCGCUCAGUUAAAAAAAAGUUUUACUAUUUCCCGGAGGAAACACGCCGGAGCAGAUCCCUUUGGUUUUUUGUUUUUGUUUUUGUUUUGGGGCUCUCCUUGUUAACUAAAAAGUAGGGUUUAUGGCUCAGACUCAGAUAAUAUGGUAAUGAAAGGGGAUUCAGUGGAAUCAGACGUUUCUGAGCAAAACAGUGAAGGGAGUUUCGAAACCCUAGACCAGAUUGAGGAAAAAGCUUCAUCGAUUUUUGAGUUUUCGCUUCAUUUUGUUGACGUGAGUGAGUCGCUGGAGAAGGAGGAGGAAGAACGACUGAGAGUGGUUGAAGCGAGGGACAAGAAACUUUGUUUGCUUGAAGAUUUAGUAUCUCGUAGAACAAGUCUUUUAGAGGAGAAAGAGAUAGAAUUUGACUUGAGACAGGUCAUUGAAGCAACAAUCGUGAUGUUGGAAAGAAAGGAGGAGACUUUUGAGCUGAAACUGAAAGAAGAAGCUGAUAAACUGAGAGAGGAGAGUGAACUUACGAGGAUUAAGGAGAAGGAACUGGAAAAAAUGUUGAAAGAGAUUGAGUUGAAGCAGAUGAAAUUAGAAGAAAGAUUAAAACAACAGGUAAUAGAAGCAGAGUCUCGAAAGAUAUCAAACCUUGAAAGUGAAGCAAGAGAGAAGAAGCUUAACUCACUUGAGGAAGCUAUCGAAGAGAAGACUGCCGAGUUGAAAAGAAAGGAGGAGACUUUUGAGCUGAAACAGAAAGAAGAAGCUGACAAAUUGAGAGAAGAGACUGAACUGAGGAGGAAUGGUCUUGAGAUUAAGGAGAAGGAACUGGAAAAAAUGUUGAAGGAGGUUGAGUUGAAGCAGAUGGAAUUAGAAGAAAGAUCAAAUCAACAACUUAUAGAAGCAGAGUCUCGAAAGAGAUCAAACCUUGAGAGUGAAGCAAGGGAGAAGGAGCUUAAGGCACUUAAGGAAGCUAUCAAAGAGAAGACUGCUGAGUUGAAAAGAAAGGAGGAGACUUUAGAGCUGAAACUGAAAGAAGAAGCUGAUAAAUUGAGAGAGGAGAACGAACUGAAGAGAAAAGGUCUUGCGAUGAAGGAAGAGACACUGGAACUAGAGUUGCAGCAGAUGGAAUCGAAAGAAAGAUCAAAACAACAACUUGUAGAAGCAGAGUGUCGAAAGAGAUCAAACCUUGAACUUGGGCCGUCCUUGUUGGCAAAGAAUGAUAGUGAUGCUGCUUCUCUUACUCGCCAAGCAAAAAAACAGAAACCUCAGGAAGCAAGUGAUGGAGACAUUGAAGAAAUUGUCUGCACAGAUAAAAGCUAUGAGGAUCCUAAAUUGUUAACUUGUCCUGAUAGAAGGAUCAAUGAUUUUAGCAAGUCAAUGAGCUCUUUUGCUGUUGAUCAAGUAUGGGCUUUAUAUGAUCCUAGAGAUGACAUGCCCAGGAUCUAUGCUCAGGUUAGAAGAAUUUUUGACUCCCAAUUGAGUCUAGAGGUGACAUUACUUGAACAUGUCAAAACUACAAAAGAUGAGAAAGCUAUUCUUAGUGGUUGUGGGAGAUUCGAAUAUGGAGAUACAGAGAUCAAGAACCACUUGAUAUUUGUUCAUGAGAUGGAUCACAUCGUAUGUGCCAACAAUGUCAUUGUGAACCCAAGAAAAGGUGAAACAUGGGCUCUUUUCAGAGAUUGGAAUGAAAGUUGGAACAGUCACCCGGAUCUGCAUGAGCCUCCUUAUAGAUACGACUAUGUGGAAGUCAUCUCCGACUUUGACGAUCUUUCAGGCAUUGCAGUGGCCUACAUGGGGAGAGUUGAAGGAUUUGCAUCGGUUUUUAACCGUGCUGAGCAGAAUGGACCGAUCAAGAUCAUAGUCUCACCGGGGGAAAUGCAGAAGUUUUCUCAUAAAGUGGCAUCGGUUAAAUUGAGCGGAGAUGAGAAAGAGGGAAUCCCAGCUGGGUCUUUUGAGCUAAACCCUGCUGCUACCCCGAGCUACGAUUCGGUUGUACAUGAAAAUGGGUCUACAAAAUAUCUGCCCAUUAUAAUAGAUUGAAGGAUUCAUGUACCUUUCUUAUCAGUAUUUGGCUUUUGAGGCUGCAGGAAGUAGUGAAACUGUUAUCCUUUUGGUUUAUGUUUCUGUUUUCUCUAAAAACCUGUUUAUCUUUUGAACUGAACCAACUUCUUUUGUCAAAAAAGAAAGAGAAUGCUUUAGGAAAAGUGGAUUACUCUGUGUCUCUCAAAGUUUCAACUUUGUUUUCAGAUCGAAACAGUUUCACGACUUGCGCCUUAAACCUAACACAACGACCAGGAAGGUUCACAGCUUCACAUGAUCAUCUCCUGUAUCUUGAUAAAUCUUCAGCUGUAACAGUCUUACACUAAAAUCUACUCGUGUCGAUACAAGCUGAAACAACGAUCCCCAAGCUUUUCGUAUAUCCACGAAACUUUCAAGUCUAUUAUUGAAACCAAAGCCGUACAUUUACAUAAAUACACCACAGAACAGAAAAAAAAAGACUGAAACUUUAGAGUCUAAUACAUCGUUACCUUAUAUCUCCAAAUGCUAUUAACUAUAGACAAUAUAAAUGCUCCCAAAUAUAACCAGAAAGAUCCGAACUUGAUACAAUCCAUAAAGCUUUGCAUCA